Molecule: messenger RNA, 3119 nt
Organism: Schistocerca piceifrons (Central American locust)
Lineage: Eukaryota; Metazoa; Arthropoda; Insecta; Orthoptera; Acrididae
Gene: bs
Product: serum response factor homolog
Exons: 2
Coding region: 102-1118 (338 amino acids)
Biological process (GO): positive regulation of transcription by RNA polymerase II
Molecular function (GO): protein dimerization activity; DNA-binding transcription factor activity, RNA polymerase II-specific; RNA polymerase II cis-regulatory region sequence-specific DNA binding
Source: RefSeq, a predicted model, not a curated record
UUGGUGACGUGCGUAUGGUGUCGGAACGCUUAGAGGUUAAGGUAGUGAGAGAAGUAAUCAGAUUUUUAUUAUGACGUUAAGUAAAUAGUGACAGUGCAGUGAUGGAUACACCAACAGGAGGGGGAAGAGAUUCCCGUUUUAAUAUGGGAUACAAUAUGUCUCUUUUAAGUGGUGAAACGCCGCCUGAAAUAUACGGAAGUACAAGCCAUGCGAGACCUACAACCUCUCUAACUUCUGGAGUGUCAAGGUCUUCAGUUUCGUUACCAAGUACUUGCAGUGCGGGUAUGACUCGUGGACUGAAGCGAACGUCUUCAGAUGUGUGUUUUGAACAAGAAGUGUCAGGUAGACCUAGCAUGUCAUCUCAAAGUGGGAUGGGCUUAUCAACGGACUGUGGCACUGACAUUGGGGACGAGGGCUACUCACAGGCCCAGAAAAAGACGCCGCCACCGAAUGGUAAAAAGACGAAGGGACGCGUUAAAAUAAAGAUGGAAUAUAUUGACAACAAACUUCGACGAUAUACAACUUUUUCGAAGAGGAAGACUGGUAUAAUGAAGAAGGCUUAUGAGCUUUCAACACUGACAGGGACCCAAGUGAUGCUUUUAGUGGCCUCUGAGACAGGCCAUGUCUACACUUUUGCUACCAGAAAACUGCAACCGAUGAUAACAUCGGAAGCAGGGAAAGCUCUAAUUCAGACAUGCUUGAAUUCCCCUGAUCCACCACCUUCAGGUGUUGGGGGCGACCAGAGGAUGUCUGCUACUGGGUUUGAGGAGACGGAGCUGACGUACAACAUUGGUGAUGAGGAGCAGAAAGUAAGACAGCUGGUGUAUGGUAGUUCACAACAUGUAGGUGGAGGUGGGGCUCAGCAACAUCCACAUCCUCAUGCACAGCAUUUCCAGCAGCACCCAGGGUCACCAUCUCCCCAUCAACACCAUCAUAUGAUGGCUCCACCACCGCAUUCUCACACCCAGUCACCUCCAUCACAUCUCAUCCCAUGUUCCAGUCCAGGGCCGCUGCUAGCAGGUGGCUAUCAGCAGCCAUGCCAAUCACCUCUACCACCACCUCAUGCUGCUUACCCACCUCCACACCCCCAUAUGUCACAUUCACACCCUCAACGGUAGUGGCACUUGCUGUAACAUCAGUGCGGUGAUUGAAACAGAGAAAAGCUCUAUCACACAUUUCCCCUGUGGAUAUAUCAGAAAGUUAUCACAGGUUAUCGUAAAGCUAAAAGUGACAUGUAAAAUAUUAUUUACCUUUGCUUGAAGGCUUUGCUUUGCAAGGUUCUGAUACAAUGCAUUUUGAAUUCAAAAUUGUGCAAGAAAAUCCAUAUUCUUGCAGAACACAGGCUUUUAUUGAGAAGCGUCUUAAAUGACUAACAACAAUUAAAUUAUUCCAAGAGAAUAAUUUUAAAAAGUUUCCCAGAAAUAAGGCAGUUUCUUGAUUUUUGUGGCUGAGAAUUAAGUCAGUUGAGGUUGAUAGUCAUGACUAAAUUUUGCAAAUAUUCUACGCCAUUUUUUAUCAUUAGAGAAUUUUCAUGUCAUGGUGCAUUAAAAAUGCUUAUUCUGUUUACAUUACAGGAGUGUUAAAAUAAUUAAACUGACAUACUGCACAGUCAGUGACCUCAAGUGCCAUUACUGUAAGGGUAUCAGAUUGUGCCAUUGAGCAGCAGUUGCCUUCAGAGGCAUUUUGUAUAUUCUGUGCAUGAUUUUUGUGGCUUUACUGCAUUGAUGGUUGUACAGCAAGUGUUUUGUUUCGUUAUGGUGUUGUUGCAGCAUGAAAGUUGCCUGUGCACAUGUAGAAAGUAAAUGAUAUUGCAGUGCUGAAAUGAGCAUGGAAUGUUUUUAAACAAAUUUUGAUUUGUUUUUGGUGAAUUAAAUUUUCACCAAAAUGUUUUAUUAUAUGACCAUGUCAUGGCUUUUUAGCUAGUAUAAAACUGGCAAGUAUUGUUUUUGCUGUAGUUAGUAGAGUGGGAUAUAGAAAACGGAACAUUCUUGGCUCCAUUAACAUCAGAUAUUUUCAGUCAAGAUGCUGAGGGGUGGGAAGUAAUAGAAAUUGCACAGUGUUCAUACUUCUUCUUUUUGCAUAUUUUCUAUCUAUCUCUUUCUUUUAUGUAUUGUAAUUGCGAAAUGUAGAACACUGUCAGUCUGUUACUGUUUUGUGGUACUGUAUUACUGUGUGUUGUUUUGGCACAGUAUCAUAAAUUGCCAAAAAGAAAUUGUGGUAUUCAGUUUCCACAGUACUUGAGAUUUUUUUAUUUACUUUUUUUAAAACAAAAGUUCAUUACAUGAGGCAUUUGCUUUGCAUGGUUUCCAUUUUAUACAGAGUCAUAAGUCAUAAAAUUGUUCUUAAAUAACAAUACCUGUUGUGCAUUCAGAUUUGCAGUUCAUUUAAUGAGUCAGUAUUACAUUUUUUUAAAAUAUUGAGACAUUAUAAACUGUUUGUUGUUUCUCUUUCAUAGUUACUUAGCAUCAGUUUGAGUUUUGAAAUGAGUGGCUUUGUGGUCAUGGACUUAAUUUUUGUCUCUAUUCAUGGUGUGAUUGCUGUAUGUUCUGUCCUGACUUACCUCUGGAGACAGUGUCAGACUUUUGGCACCUUUCCUACUGUUGCCACAACAUGUUUUAUAUUAUAGUGGUACUGUUUUUGCUACCUAGGCCAGCAGUAUGAUAGUUUUUUUAUGAUGUUUAACUGAUUACUGGUAGCAAAUGUCAGUACUGAAGUUUCAGAUAUGUAGGACAUUACAAAAUAUUGUGAACUGUAGUAAUUCAUUUACUAUGACCAGUACAAAUACGAUUACUUGCUAAGCGAAGGCUGAAACCGGUGAACGAUAUGCAUGAACUUGGAUUCUGCAGACACAAAUUGCUGAGUAACAUCAACUUUUUUAAUGAUUUUUUUUAUUAAAGAGAUAGUGCCAAUGGUAUUAUGACAUGACAUCCCAGUUCCUCAUGUCUUGUUUGUGAUCUGUUAGUCAGAAUAAUAUGUGAUUAGUGCAAUUUUCAGUUAAUAUUUAGUUAUAAGUAUACUUACAAAUUGCAGUGAAUAAUAUUUGUCAUAGAGAAGUUGAUGUCUAGGAAUUUGUAACUUACUAAAUCUUUCAUAAGAUACAGUGACUUUUUGUUACAUAA